Messenger RNA from Penicillium crustosum, 390 nucleotides. RefSeq lists its product as uncharacterized. The record is from RefSeq and is a predicted model, not a curated record. NCBI's taxonomy places the organism in Eukaryota, Fungi, Ascomycota, Eurotiomycetes, Eurotiales, Aspergillaceae. Bases 1 to 390 code for a protein of 129 amino acids. The transcript has a single exon.
AUGGCAAAGAAAAACAAGUCCCAAAAGGACAAAACGGACGAAAAACCACCCACAGGCCCAAAAUCAAGCCACAACAUUACUCCCAACAGCUCAAGUGAGACUGACUUUCCUCCGCUACCAAAUAGCCCUACCACCGAAUCUGUCCCCGCGCUGGGCGGCCGCAAGGGCAACCCAACUGACGACCCCGUCGGUGCCAUCGGCGAGACCGCCCAGGACGCUCUGCCGAGCACCGGCGGUCUGACAAUUCCCGGCAUCACCGAUACUGGAAAGAAGGAUGGCGAGGAUGACAAAGGGAGCCUCCAGAUCAAGAUUCACCUCAACCUGCACGCUAAGAUCAAGCUCGAGCUGGACGCCCAGAUCUACGGUGACAUUGUAAUCGGACUGCUAUAA